AUGGCGUGCUUCUCGUUGGGCGAAGCCUCACUGGAAAGCCGCCGUCUGCGGCUGCUCGUUACUGCCACGGGCACGCGCAACUCGUCUUGGGCUCAACCUCUCGUGGUCCGGCUCUCCAAGGACCGUCGCAUCGAGAUGAGAGCAGUGGUCGACGACCCGCCGCCGAGGCUGAAUCAGCUCAUCAUUACCAUACAGAACUCGCCCAUAGCACAGGAGCAGCAAGUCGACCCGGAUCACUCAUCCCCUAGGCGAUCUGGCCUGGACAUAAGCGACCUGGUCGAAUGGGCCGAUCUGUUGGUUUGUGUGCCCCUAGAUAUGAAAGGUAUUGGGAAUCUGUUGGCCGGCACUAGCGAGACUUUCCUUGAUGAUCUCUUGAAAAGCUGGGCCAAGGCACAAAAAGCGUGCAUCAUGGUACCUGGAAUGGACGAUGGCGGAUGGCUGAACCCGUCUGUCCAGCAGCAAUUGGGCCAGGUGCAGACAGCAUGGCCCUGCAUUCGAUUGAUGCAGCCUAUACUGUGGCACUAUGAAGAUGCGGCGCAUCCGCAGCAAGCAACAAACUGGAGUGGAUUCCGGGAUUUGCUUGACCUCAUCCAAAAUCAGGCAGACUUGUUGAAUCUCGGUCGAGACACAGAGGCCACCAUCGAAGUCGUUGAUAUGCCCAAAGCUCGGUCGCCCACUCUCCCAGGGCUUCCAUUCGAGCUAUGGAGCAAAAUACUGAGCUUCACGGGCGAUUGGGAGCUGGCGAAUGCCUUGGGUAUUAGCACCAAUCUACCCAUUCCAGGAGAGUGGAACACGCAGAUCAACGACCUGGGUGAUCCUCUGCGCGUAUACUCGCGCGAGCUCGAGCGGACGGUUCUGACGUGUGACACCAGUGCUAUCUGCCAAAAGAUAUCUCAGGUGCCAGCAGACCUUCACAUGCUACCGGUAUUAGUUGUGAAACUCAUCACACGAUUUGCCUUGGUGGAAGUGCUCACUUUUCUCGAGCAAAACCAUCCCCAGCUGUUCAAGGCGUUUGAUGGAGCAUUUCUCCCAACGAAGGCGUCUGCAUAUUUCCCUCAGGUCGAGGUCUUGGAUUACUGGAAGAAUAGUCUGCAUUUUCGAGGCCGCCAUGUCUACAACGCAGAGGCGAUAGAUGGCGCAUCAAAGAAUGGCCACGUGCAUAUACUGCAGUGGUGGAAGGAGUCAGGGUUUCCGCUGGUAUACACCAAGGCGUCACUGGAACAAGCGAGUAGCAAUGGCCUCAUCUCAGUCCUUGACUGGUGGCGCAAUGCCGCCGCCGCGGAUCACAACAUUGUCUUGAAACCUGGCAGGUCUCUCUUAUGGGCCGCUAGCAAUGGCCGGGAGGAUGUGCUGAGAUGGUGGCAUGCUUCUGGCCUCCAUGUCGGGUAUGCUGGCGGCGUGGCUUUCACAGCGAGCCGGUGGGGACACGCAAAUGUCCUGGAAACCUGGCGAAAGCUGCAGGGCGACGAGAACGUCAUAUUUGACGCCGAGGAAGUGAUAUUCAUCGCAUCUCUUCGCCAGCACGUGGAGGUGCUCGAAUGGUGGCGCCGAUUUGCCCAGGGCACGCUCAACGGCAUGAAUGGGCGAGGAGUGCAGGUCAAGUUUCGAACUAGGAGGAUUCAAGAGGCUGUUGAGUCCUCCCCUAAAGCUCAAGAAUGGUGGUUCCGCUAUAGACUGAGUCUAGGAAAAAGCCAGGACUGGUGGCCUCUCUUUCUGCGCCUCUGAGGGCUUGGUGUGUUGCGAGGAGACGUAACGUGGUAUGCUUCCUCUGUACAUUACAUGUAAAGUACUGAACCUCCAUCAUACA
Molecule: messenger RNA, 1807 nt
Organism: Trichoderma reesei QM6a
Lineage: Eukaryota; Fungi; Ascomycota; Sordariomycetes; Hypocreales; Hypocreaceae
Exons: 1
Coding region: 1-1725 (574 amino acids)
Molecular function (GO): catalytic activity
Source: RefSeq, a predicted model, not a curated record